AGAGAUGGAGGAGGCAGCCAUUCGUGGGUUGCCAUCAGCAGUGAUCUGCACCGGUCAGCGGGCUACAAACAGAGAGGACGGCAGACAGCACUCCGCCACCCUCCUGAGGCCACAACACACACACACACACACACACACAGACAGAGAGGGAGGGAUGGCACCAGCCGAUGACAUUGCAGUGUGUCCGCGGCGCACCGGUGAGUAUUGAGAUCGGUCUGUGUGUGUCGUCAGGGCGAUGCAUUGCCGUCACCGCUGCCAUCCUCGUGCUCCUCCUCAGCCGACACACCCCCACCUGCCAUCGACACAGACACAGACGCACACACGCAGACGUAUGAUGCGGGUCGGUGUGGAAGGUAAGGCAUCUGUGGCGGGGGCGUCUGUGCCUUCCUCCCUCUCUGUGUACCUCCGCUGUCCUCUCUGUCGCUGCCGUCAUCCAUAUCAUCCCAACCGCCGCCAUGGCCGUCGGAAUCUACACCACACACAAAGACAGACAGACAGAGAAGUCCUGCCGUCCAUCCAUCCAACGCCACCAUGUGUCUGUGUGUCCCCUCCCCUCCCCUGUCCGCACCGUCGUCAUCCUGCUGCUGGUCUUCUACCUGGCCGUCAAAGACGUAUGGCGCCACACGGGCCAGCGCCACACGGGCCAGCCGAGUGGUCACGGGGAGGCGGUCCUUGAAGGCACCACCAGCACCAGCCACAGGCGCCUCGGUCGUCACGACAUACACCGACACUGCAGACAGACAGACGAGAGAGAACAACACAUGUGGCAGUUGACGAGCAGAGCUGCCUGUCUGUCGGCCUGACCGUCGCCGUCCCCCAAAUUCGAAAUGAUAGUCCACGCGACGAAGGAGUGGCUGCUGUUGGUCAGCACCAGAACUCGCGCAUCACCGAUGUCAUCUUCCCCGCUGAGUGUAGUAGUGCACCCGGGGAGGCGGAGAGACCGCUGGAUACACACAUAGCUCGGCAGACAGACCUAAAAGACAGACCCACCCCAGCCCCUCAGCCCACAGCCAGCCUGGAUGGACCAUCGGCAGCUAUCCAGGAUGGACCAUCGGCAGCUAUCCAUGCAGCCACUUGAAUGCAACCCAGCUACAGGUAUUCUCCUGAACACAGACGCACACGCCGGGAGGGCACGGCAUCCAUUCACACACACAUUCCUCCCUCAGUCUAUACCGUCAUCGUCGCUGUCGUCGUCCUGCUGCUGCUGUACUUGUCCGUCGAAGACAUAUGGCGCCACUCGCCCCAGCGCCACACGGGCCAGCUGAGGGGUGGCUGGGAAGCGGUCCUUGAAGGCACCACCUCUCACACCAGCCACAAGUGCCUCGGUCGUCACGACACUAACAAACACUGCAGACAGACAGACAGACAGACAGACAGACGAGAUUAAUGAGCAAAGCUGGCUCUCUGUCGGCCUGACCGGUGGCGUCCCACAAAUCCUGAAUGGUAAUCCACGCGACGAAGCCGUGGCUGCUAUCGGUGAGCACCAGAAACCGCACACCACCGUGCCAGCCGUCCCGGCUGAAUGUGGUGGUGCAUCCGGCCCCACUGGUGUGUGGGGCGACUGUAUGAGGAGGCCAUCCAGACGGCCACCACCAACACGCCUGAACCAACAACAGGCACAGAUACACAAAAUCAGAGACGCACCCAUCUCGCCACUGGUGUCGUUGACGUGGCGUCACCUGUUGAGGAGUAUCCGUGUGCGAUUGGGCUGGUGAGUCCUGUCGAAGUGGUUGAGGAUCUUGUUCUUGGCGAAUGACGACACUGAUGUAUUGGUGGACGGAAAGCUCGACUCCCAUUGGUUGAUAUCGCCAAAGUAGUCGAUCCCGCUCUGCACUGGUGGGUCAUGCUGCUGUCGGUGCUGCUGGAACAAGUGGCCGGCAGGGAGGGGCGGGUCGACGGCCAGCUGGAAGCCGGGCUUGUCCUUGAUGGCCCGCACCUCACCGUUGGCAUGGCGGAAGAUCUGCAGGCAGCUGCCGUCACCGAAGUCGAUGUGGCGGCCGACCACCAUGAGCUGCGCCAACACACGGGGAAACGAUCUAUACGCCUACACCACACCACACACAGACAGACGGAGAGAGAGGAUGACUGAGGCCUCUCUGUUUUCUCACCCACUGCCCCUCUGUGUGUGCCUUACCGUCUUGUUGGCGUGUGUGUUGAUGUCAUCUGACAUGAGGAUGACAGGCAGCUCACAGUUGCCGCACUGGCUGGCCAGCUGCAGCACCUCCCCCGUCUCAUCCCACCGCCCGCCCUCCUCGGCUAUGCACACCGCCGCCAUGAGGUCGGCCAUCCCCAGCGAUGGGUCGAACCGCACCAGCUGCAGCUGUGGGGUGUUGAUGCCGUCGCCGUCACGGCUCAGUGAGUGGUCCAGUCGGCUGCGCAGCUGGUCUGAUGAGAAGGCGUCUCUGAUGUCUCGUGAGGCUGCCCUCAGCUGCAGUGUGGUGCUGAUGUCGGGGAUGCGGCAGCGGUCUUCGGCAUACAGAUGGGCGAGGGGGUGCUCCUGGCGCCCCCCUGCAGAUCGAUACACAAGGCACAUCUGGUGCAUGGCGGUCGGUUGUGUCAGACACACCUGACAAUGCUGCUGCUGCUGCUGCUGCUCUUGCUGCGGGUGGCUGCGGGACGAUGCGACGCCGUGGCGGUCGGGCGAGGCGAACAGCUCGUCUACUGCAUCGGUCACGAUCUGCACACACCACACAAACACAAACAACGACAUCAACACGGUGCUGUGUUGGCGAUUCUACUGGUCUUCUGCCAUGCUCACCGCUUUGGUGGUCUGUGUGUCGCCCCACAUGAGCCGCUGCAUCCUCAACGUCGUCAUGCUCGACUCCAACGCCGACUCGCUAACCGAGCUCUCAGCCACAAGGGCCGCACUCUGACAAUGAACAAUGGGACAAACCCACACAGGCCGUAGAUAGGCCAUGACACGUGUCGCUUCGGCUCACCCAUAUGCGGCCCGCUAUCUCUUUCUGGUUUGUCUUGCGUGUGAUGUAGACGGCCGUGGCGGCCAGCAGACGGACAUCGCACCCGGCCAAGUCGAUGUCACAGAUCGACAAGAACUGCACAGACAGACAGACAGACAGACAGAGAGGGAGGGACAAGCCAUUCGAUGGCUGGAGGUGUCUGUCUGUGUGUGGCUGGCUGCCCGACUGACCAUGAGGUAUUUGGCCAAUGAGAACAGGCGGCCGUGGGUGUCCAUGCCGGCCGCAGUGAACAGCUUAUCCAGACACUCAAUGCCGCACACAGAACAAUCAGACCUCACAGCCAGCAGCCGCACCGCCCGCAUGACGGUCGCGUCGCGGCAGCCCAGAGAUGAGGCGCUCUUUACUAAGCGAUUCACCAACACGGCUGCCACACAUGACAGACAUCACAGCACACCUCUGAGGGCAUCUGUGGUGUGCUGCUGUGUGCAAGUCGGGCGUACCUCUCUGUGCGGCCAUUUCAU
Vitrella brassicaformis is the source of this 3439-nucleotide messenger RNA. Lineage: Eukaryota; Vitrellaceae. The record is from the annotation of a GenBank genome assembly.